Molecule: messenger RNA, 3446 nt
Organism: Ceratosolen solmsi marchali
Lineage: Eukaryota; Metazoa; Arthropoda; Insecta; Hymenoptera; Agaonidae
Gene: LManII
Product: Lysosomal alpha-mannosidase II
Exons: 17
Coding region: 122-3157 (1011 amino acids)
Biological process (GO): mannose metabolic process
Cellular component (GO): lysosome
Molecular function (GO): carbohydrate binding; alpha-mannosidase activity
Source: RefSeq, a predicted model, not a curated record
CUUGUGCGUGCACGUUUCCCGUCGGGGAGGCAUAAGUACGGCGAGGCCGGUCCCAAGGAGCUCAGUCGUGGCGCGCAAUCGCAACAGCAACAGUUCGUAAGAGUCCGGUUCCCGCUGGAAGAUGAGCCGCCUCGUAAGCGCCGUACGUGCCCACCUCCUCCUUCCCGUCCUCGUCGUCGUCGUGAUCGUCGUCGGUGGGAGCCUCGGUGCGAGGCUGCCCAAUGAUCCGCUCCCAACUUGUGGCUACGAUUCCUGCCCGAAGAGCGAUUUGAAGAAAUUAAAUAUCCACUUGGUACCUCAUACUCACGACGACGUUGGUUGGCUCAAGACCGUCGAUCAGUAUUAUUUUGGAGGUCGCAUGAACAUUCAAGUAGCUGGUGUACAAUACAUAAUUGAUAGUGUCGUCGAUGCUCUUCAACACGAUCCAACGAGAAAAUUUAUUUACGUGGAGACAGCGUACUUAUGGAAAUGGUGGGUACACCAGAGUGAGGAAAGGAAGGAAAUCAUGAAAAAAUUAGUCAACGAAGGCAGACUCGAAAUCAUUGGUGGAGCAUGGAGUAUGAACGAUGAAGCUGUUACCCAUUAUCAUUCAAUAAUUGAUCAGUUCACGUGGGGAUUCAGACGACUGAACGAUACAUUUGGUUCGUGUGCGCGUCCGAAAAUCGGUUGGCAAAUCGAUCCAUUCGGUCAUUCUCGCGAACAAGCCUCGAUAUUUGCACAAUUGGGAUUCGACGGAAUGUUUUUUGCUCGCCUCGAUUAUCAGGAUAAGUCGAAGCGCCUCCAAACCAAGACCGGCGAAUUUAUUUGGAAGGGAAGCCCCAGCUUAGGCAACGCCGCAAAUUUAUUUACGUCGGUUUUAUACAAUUUUUAUUCGGCUCCAGCUGGCUUCUGUUUUGACAUUCUCUGUCAAGAUACAGAACCGAUUGUCGACGACCUGGAUAGUCCUGAAUAUAACAUAGCCUCAAAGGUAGACAAAUUUUUGAAAUAUGCCAAGUUGCAAGCAACGUCGUACAAAACAAAUAAUAUUAUUCUCACGAUGGGCGAGGAUUUUAAUUAUCUAUACGCAGGAAUGUGGUACACUAACAUGGACAAACUCAUUAGAUACAUAAAUGAGAUAAAUGGAACAAAUUUUAAUGCUUUCUAUUCCACUCCAUCGUGCUAUACGAAAGCUGUGAAUGAGGCGAAUCUUACGUGGUCGAGUAAGACCGAUGAUUUCUUCCCAUACGCCAGCGAUCCUCAUUCGUUUUGGACUGGAUACUUCACGUCCAGGCCUACGCUUAAGUUUUUCGAACGAAUGGGAAAUAGUUUCUUGCAGAUAGUAAAGCAACUGUUAGUAUUAACAAAUCAGCCUGAUCUCGAUGAAUUAGAAUUAUUCAGAGAAGCGAUGGGAAUAAUGCAACAUCAUGAUGCUAUAACUGGUACGGAGAAACAACAUGUAGCAGCGGACUACGCGAGAAUUCUUCAUUAUAAUAUGAAAAAUGGAGAGAAAUUGGCCUCUAAAGCACUAAGAAAAUUAUCAUUGAAGAAGGAUAUAGUUGAGCCAGCGACAUUCCAUUCGUGUUUAUUAUUGAAUAUAAGCUCCUGUGAACACACUACUCAUAAUACAACAUUUGUCGUCACUCUUUAUAAUCCGACAAGUCAGCCUCUCACAACCUAUGUUCGUUUGCCAGUUCAAGAUCACUUUUACCAAGUACUCGACCAUAGCGGUAAGGAAAUUGUCACACAAAUCGUGCCAAUACCAACUGCAGUGCUGAAUAUCCCCGGUCGUUCGAGCGAGGCAAAAGCGGAACUUCUAUUCCAAGCAGUUGCCACCCCCGCUCUUGGUUAUCAAUCGUUUUACGUCAGUCAGAAGCCAAACGAAUUAAAGAAAGUCGAGAAUGGCACAACGACGCCAGACGAACAAACUAUAGAUGGAGAAUUUUAUAAGGUAAGUAUUGACUCGGAGGGCAAAGUCGUUGUCAAGUCGUUGAAAAAAGAUAACGAAAAGGUCUUUAAGCAAUCCUUCCAUUAUUACGAAGGCAUGCAAGGCAAUAACAGAGUGUAUAUUAAUCGAUCAUCAGGAGCUUACAUUUUCAGACCAAAAUAUAAUUAUACAAAAAAUGUUUCUGAAACCAGCACGUAUAAAAUAUACAAAGGGGCUAUAGUCGAAGAAAUUCAUCAAGUACUUUCUAGUUGGAUUAGCCAAGUAAUCAGGAUUUAUAAGGGAAAGGAUUACGUUGAAUUCGAUUGGCUAGUUGGGCCAAUACCCAUAGAAGAUAAUAUUGGCAAAGAAAUCAUAACCAAGUAUUCGAGCAAUUUAAACAAUAAUGCCGAAUUCUUGACCGACAGUAACGGCCGAGAGAUGUUGAAGCGUAAACUCAACUAUCGACCAACAUGGAACAUAACUCUCCAAGAAAAAGUAUCUGGAAAUUAUUAUCCAAUCACAACAAAAAUAUCUAUCCAAGACGCAAAUACGAACGAAACUUUUAGCGUAUUGAUCGAUCGAGCUCAAGGUGGUUCAAGUUUGAACAAUGGUGAAAUAGAAUUGAUGCUGCAUAGACGCUUACUGAGUGACGAUGCGUUUGGUGUUUCCGAGCCAUUGAACGAAUUUGCAUUUGGCGAGGGUCUCGUGGUAAGAGGUCAACAUUACGUCGUCAAUGGCAAUCUACAAAAUGCAGAUGAAACGCUAUUACAAGAGAAGGAACUUGCAUUCCAAUCGGCUGUGAGUCCAUGGGUAUUCAUUACACCGGUGUCACAAUCCUUCGAGAAGUGGAAUGAAUGUUACAAGAUGCGGAGCGAAGGUUUAGUGAAAUCAUUGCCGAGAAAUGUUCGAAUUCUCACGCUUGAGCCUUGGAAGGAUGGAGAAGUUUUACUUCGACUGGAGCAUUUCUUUGAAAAGAACGAAUCGAAACAAUACUCUGUGUCCGUAGAUAUUGAUAUAAAGGAACUGUUCCGUGGAUUCGUCGUGCACUCGGUGCGGGAGACGACACUCGGUGGAAAUCAAUGGAUCGAGGACUUACAACGCCUCAAGUGGCAAUUAGAAUCGAACGAAGUGAUAAAGGCCGAAGUUAGUAGUGAGAAGAGUGAAUCAACGAUUAAUGAUAAAAUUAUCAAGCACUUCAAGCCCAUGGAGAUUCGUACAUUCGUCGUUAAACUCUCGCUCGAGACGACGACAUAAAGAUAAUUUAUCUAUGAUAUGUAAUUAUUGACGGAACGUUUCAUAUGCCAAACAUCAAAGGCUAAUUGUAAUGAAAAUAUUGUCGAUGUAUACUUUGUAUUUUAAUAUAAUAUGGAAACAUUUUUUUUCCACUAAUUUACCUUCUAUGAUCUAAACUAGAUCUUGCAUUUUUAAUUUAUGUAGUAUGGUUUAUUGUAAUAACAACAUUAUAAUUACAUGCUAAUAAUGCCAGUACAUAAAGCCUUUAUUGUCACAAAUUCAAUAAAUCUGUGGUAUUGUAUAUCUAAAA